AGUUACCCACCACUAGGUAGCCAGGGAGGAGAAAAUUAUCGAUAACAGCAAAAUGUGUUGAAAGCGGCGUUUGCAUUCGGAAUUUGCGAGUUUCUUAAUUAUUUUGACCAACUUACGGUGUUUUGGCCGGCGCAGCGAACGUAAAGACCGGUAGACGUAGUACUGCUUUCACUCUACUCAUAUAGAACAGUUGUGAAAUGAAUGUUCCUCCUAGCGCUGGAAAUGGAGCAGUCGCUGUGGUGGCGGGGGGCGGCAGGGGCAUUGGAUUCACGCCGCCGGCUGGGAUGGUCCCUCAGUUUCCACCACCGGGAUUCGCGGCACCUCCACCUCCAGAGCUAGCGGCUGCUUUUGGAGUUUUGCCAUCGAACACGGAAUGGACCGAGCACAAGGCUCCAGAUGGACGACCAUACUACUACAACCAGAACACGAAGCAGAGUUCAUGGGAGAAACCAGAGGCUCUGAUGACACCUGCUGAGCUGCUGCACAACCAGUGCCCCUGGAAGGAGUAUCGAUCGGACACUGGAAAGGUAUACUAUCACAAUGUGGCUACCAAGGAGACAUGUUGGGAGCCCCCACCGGAGUACGUUGACAUGAAGGCCAAGGCCAAGGCUGAGGAAGCUGCUGCAGCCGCCAAAGCGGUGGCGGCCAUGACAUCCUCCAGUUUGGCGGGCAUGGUACCGCAUGCUGCUCUAGCUAGUAUUCUUCCUGCUGCCUUGCCAGCAGCCCCACGGAUACCCACACCGGAAAUCCAUUCUCCCUUAACGCCCAGCAGUAAUGAGAACUCCUCCUCUGCUCUAGAUCAGGCUAUGGCUGCCACAUUGGCGGCCAUUGAGGUUCCCCAACCGAAUGCCAAGAAGGACGACAAGUUAGCAGACAGUCCCAUGGUAUUUAAGGACAAGCGCGAGGCGAUCGAGGCAUUUAAGGAACUUUUGAGAGACCGCAACGUACCCUCCAACGCCAACUGGGACCAGUGUGUGAAGAUUAUUUCGAAGGACCCGCGCUAUGCAGCCUUCAAGAACCUCAACGAACGCAAGCAAACCUUCAAUGCCUACAAAACGCAAAAGCUGAAGGAUGAACGCGAAGAGUCGCGUUUGAAAGCAAAAAAAGCAAAGGAGGAUCUUGAGCAGUUCCUUAUGUCGAGCGACAAAAUGAACUCACAGAUGAAGUACUUCCGCUGCGAGGAGGUUUUCGCUGGGAAUCGAACGUGGACGGUGGUGCCGGAACCCGAUCGGAGGGACAUAUACGAAGAUUGCAUAUUCAACCUGGCGAAGCGGGAAAAGGAGGAGGCGCGAGUGUUGAAGAAGCGAAACAUGAAGGUGUUGGGCGAACUUCUCGAGUCGAUGACGUCGAUUAAUCAUGCCACCACCUGGUCGGAGGCGCAGGUCAUGCUGCUGGACAAUUCUGCAUUCAAGAACGAUGUGACCCUUCUUGGAAUGGAUAAGGAGGAUGCUCUCAUUGUGUUUGAGGAGCACAUUCGCACCUUGGAAAAGGAAGAGAAGGAAGAGCGCAAACGGGAGAAGAAGCGAAUGAAGCGACAGCAGCGGAAAAACAGAGACUCCUUCCGUGCUCUACUCGAUUCACUGCAUGAAGAAGGCAAACUCACGUCCAUGUCGCUCUGGGUGGAACUGUAUCCGAUCAUAUCAGCCGACUUGCGCUUUUCUGCCAUGCUUGGCCAGAGCGGCUCCACACCGCUGGACCUUUUCAAGUUCUACGGCAGGCGAACAAACUUAUGUUUAUAAAAAAUAAUUAUAAAUAUUUUGAAUUUAAAUAAAAACAAUUUCCCAAGGUA
Drosophila ananassae is the source of this 1789-nucleotide messenger RNA. Its product is annotated as pre-mRNA-processing factor 40 homolog B-like. Bases 198 to 1739 code for a protein of 513 amino acids. Lineage: Eukaryota; Metazoa; Arthropoda; Insecta; Diptera; Drosophilidae. The transcript is spliced from 3 exons. Gene Ontology annotation, biological process: mRNA cis splicing, via spliceosome. Gene Ontology annotation, cellular component: U1 snRNP; U2-type prespliceosome. Gene Ontology annotation, molecular function: protein binding; RNA binding. The record is from RefSeq and is a predicted model, not a curated record.